CGGAUCUGCAGUGUUCAAGUGCUACAGCCAAACAGGUCCUACCGACGUUUCGGAGCCAGUGUCCACGUUUGUAAGUGCUAUGGUGGUUUUUCUGAUAUUUUUUCGACUUUAAUGCACAGAGAGAGUUAAAAAAAGAUGUGGGGAACAAAGAGGGGGGACAUGCAGUAAAUCUGUAACCACGAUGUGGAAUCGAUCCAGGGACCGCUGCGGUGGGGGAUUUUGAACCCAGUACAUGGUUCAAAACAGAGGUGAUUUUAGGUGAUAAAGGGUCGCAUUGGGUAACUGCAAAUGCUGAUUACUGGCGUGUAAAAAAAACAAAAAAACAAAAGCUCCUCGGACUCCAUCAUGGUGAACCUCUGCUGCCUCUGCUGCGGUGAACUCCCUCAGCUCCGCCCCCCUCCGCCCAGCCAGCCGGGAGCACCGCGGGACCCCCGCUCUGCACAGCAGCAGCAGCCUGCUGGCUCCGGCCCAGACGCUGUGGGGCUGCUGGGGGCGCAGACAGGGGGAGCAAACGGAGGGAUAUCCAGACCGAAGCAGGUGAAGAAAAAGGAGUGAGCUCGGCAUCUCUCUCUGACAUGCGAGAAGUGCAGCAUGCUCUCUUCCGAUCAGGACUCUGCGGAGGACACGGCGACCAGCGGUCCUAAUGAUGCUGAGGGAGAGGAGCUGGAGGAGGACUCACCUGCUGAGAGUGAUGCCCCGGAGGAGCGUCCAGUCCAGCAGUCCCUCGGUGCUUGUGUCUGCAGGGAGUCCCAUUGGCGCUGCCUGCUGCUCUCCCUGCUCAUGUACAGCUGCUUGGGUGUGGUUGCCUGGUGUCAGCUGACCCGUGUCACCAAGAUCAGCUUCAACUCGGCCCUCACUUCCUCCUUCACGGCCUCCUUCACCUCCUCGCUGCGUGGGGCCUCCGGGAUGGGCGUUGGGGGACACUCAAUGAUCUACCAUGACAGCCCCUGCUCCGACGGCUACAUCUACAUCCCCUUGGCCUUCCUGCUAAUGCUCUACGUGCUGUACAUGGUGGAGUGCUGGCACUGCAGAGCCCGGAGUGAGCUGCAGUGCAAAGCAGACGUGGACAGCGUGUACGAGCGGGUGCUGCGGAUGCGGCAGGCCCAGCCUUGCAUAUGGUGGAAGGCGAUCAGCUACCAUUUUGUGCGACGGACUCGGCAAGUCACUCGGUACCGUAACGGGGACGCCUACACCACCACACAGGUGUACCACGACCGAGUCAACACCCACGUGGCGGAGGGCGAGUUUGACUUCAGCCACUGCGGAAUGAAAGAUGUAUCUCGUGACCUCAGAGGCCUAGAGGGGCAUCCGGCAACUCGCCUGCGCUUCACUAAGUGUUUCAGCUUCACCGAGGCAGGUCCAGAAAAUGAAUACCUCAACCAGAGAGCCAGGUUCUUCUCUGAAAUCGAAGGCUUGGAUGAUUACAUGGAGGCCCGGGAGGGGAUGCAGCUGAAGAAUGUGGACUUCAGAGAAAACCUGAUUGCCUAUGUGGACCCGGACAGGAUGCCUUGGUACACUUCCCAGGUUGCCUUCUGGCUGGCAGCUCUGCUCAUGCUGUCCUGGCCUCUUAGAGUGCUCAUCGAGUACCGCACUGCUUAUGUGCACUACCGCAUAGAGAAACUGUUUGGGUUGGAGUACAUCCACAGCAGCCCCUCUCCUCUAGAUGAAGACAGGAAUAAUACUACUUGUGUUAUUCCAAGAGUGGACACGCUGGACAGCACUGAGAUGGAGUGGCACAUACGCUGCAACCGCCAGGUGAUUCCCAGCUACUCGGAGGCCAUGCUGAUAAACAUGAGCACAGCAGACUCUACCUCCUUACAGGACACCUCGUCCUCCAACUGCGUCCUGCUGGACGGCAGUCAGACGGCUCAGAGCUACGGAGCUCUCCAGAGCCAGGACGACUGCGAGCAGUGCAGCGAUCAGAACGGACGAGGAGCCGGAGGAGGCAGGAGGAGGACCAUCACCAGCUCCAGCUGCUCCUCCAUCUUCUCCUGCCGAGGAGCGCUCCUCCACUCCCACCUCUCCUCGGACACGUCUCGCUUCUCCCUCUGCCGCAUGUACGGCUCCCAUCGCACCGUGGCUCUGUGGAGGAGCCGCAGCAGCAACCUGACGGACCCCUGCUGCGCUGAUGAGCAGUGCUGCCGCUCCGACUCCAGCCAGCUGGCUCUCAGCGACAGUCCGCCAACCUACAGAGACGCCCGCUUCUUCCCUGUUCUCAUUGUGCAUCGGUCUGAGGGCAGCGAGGACGGGAGGGAAGUGAGGCGGUAUUACGUACGGAGAGGGUCGUCGUGUGUGGAGACGGCUCUGUGAAGGACUAGAAAUAAGACUAAGAUCAUGCCACUGAAAACUGAGGGUGUCGCUGGGUUGGUCACUAUGGAGAUUUAUGGGUGAAAUGUACUUUUUCAGGAAAUUUCCAUUGUAAAUAAAAAAUAAAACAAACUUAAAUAGAGUCUUUUUUAUCAGACUUUCUAUUUUUGAACACAGUUUCAAAGAGUCAUGGUGUUGAAUUGUGCAUAUAUAUGGGUUAUUCCAUCUCAGAUCGCCAGGAGCCUGUAGCUCAACCAUCUCUGAUUUGCUUAAAACUUUUUUUUAAUCAUAAACUAUAGCUCUUUAACAUAUUGACUGUGAAACUUUAGAUUGAUCUACCAAGUAAUUUCUAAGAUACGUUUAAAAAAUGGCUCCCAUUUUCAGCAAGUUUUUUCCCAUAUUGGAAUUUAAUGCUACGUUUUAACCAUAAUAUCUCAGGAACUUAUUCACGAUAAACGCCUAAAAAAAUUCACUGUUAUUUCUAACUAUGCCACUAAUUCAGAAUCUGGCUGGACAAGCAGAUCAAAUAGAGUGCGAUUAUGUCUGAGUAGAAUUAUGAAAAAAAUGAAAGCUGUCAUGAAAAGUCUUGUCUUUGACUAGGCAAAAACAGAAGAAUUGAUAAUGCACAAGUCAACUGGUGAUAUAUUCUGAACAAUAUGCAGCUACAAGUCACAAUUAUGCAAAACAAAACAGAAUUCUUUUUAAUAUGAAAUACUUGGACACAGAAAUGGGAAAAAGGCAUUUUAAUUUCUGAAUCAAUGGUAUGAUGAGAAAUAACAGUUAAUGUUUUAGACUUUUCUCUUUAAUAGUUCCUUAUGCCAGACAUUGCCUUUCAAAUAUAGCCUCAGAUUCUGAACUGAACCGAACUGAACUGAAAUGAACUGAAGAUUUAAAUGCAGCAAAGCGUGUGCUGAAAGCUGACAUAACUAUCUCAAGAAGUGUUUGAUAUUUGAAGUUCAAAUUUCAACAAUAUCUUUAUAAAUAUCCAUAUUUUAUGCUCUAAAUUUUUCAGGCAAAUCAGACAUGACAGAGGCAAAAAUUGUUCUAAAACUUUAAUGAUUUCAGAUGGAAUAAUCCAGAUGUAGUUUCACCAGAGUGUCUCAUGUAAACAUCUGUGACUGUGCCUCAUCACAUUUUGUCAUAGUCUCCUCACUGCAUGAUCUGAAGAAUUCCUACUGUUUUCAUCACCUGUAUUCACCAGAAAUGUUUCAUCACAGGAGUCAGGACUUGACCAGUUUGUACACACUGGUCCUGUAUGUGUGUGAUUCAGCUGUAUGGAUAAAACUGAUCCCGUUAGAGGCAUUUAUAAGAGGAACACAUGAAAUAUGAAAAGCUGCAUGUGGUUACCAAAUAUAUUUUCUAUUAGUUGAUUAACAGACUUCAAGUGAAGACCAAAGACAUGAGUAUUUUAUUUUUGUAUUUUUUUUUUUUUUAAACAUACAAAAGAAAAUAAAUGAUGACGGGUCUGUGAACUGGAGAGCAUGGGUGAAUGUCAAAAAAAAAGCAAUAAAUGCAUAUCUGAAGGAUCACUGCAUAAUUUAAAAUCAUUAUAAAGUGACCUGCAAGCUGUAUGAAUCAGUUUACUCAUAGGGGUUGAAAUGCAUAAAAAGAAAACAAACAAGAAAGCUACAUGGCAGAGAGUGGAUCUGUUCUCUCAAAAUAUGUGAUUAAAUCUGGGAAAUCGUAAAGAAUCGUCUCACUGACACAAUUCAUUUUUUUAAAUAAAAUGUGACAAGCAGA
Messenger RNA from Amphiprion ocellaris (clown anemonefish), 4047 nucleotides. Its product is annotated as transmembrane protein 151B. NCBI's taxonomy places the organism in Eukaryota, Metazoa, Chordata, Actinopteri, Pomacentridae. The transcript has 2 exons. The record is from RefSeq and is a predicted model, not a curated record. Bases 592 to 2310 code for a protein of 572 amino acids.